This is a messenger RNA of Letharia lupina, 2628 nucleotides long. RefSeq lists its product as uncharacterized. The transcript has 4 exons. Bases 1 to 2628 code for a protein of 875 amino acids. The record is from RefSeq and is a predicted model, not a curated record. NCBI's taxonomy places the organism in Eukaryota, Fungi, Ascomycota, Lecanoromycetes, Lecanorales, Parmeliaceae.
AUGAAUGGCUUCAUUGGUCCACCCCGGGAGCUUUCUGCCACUGAGAAAUCUGAGCUUCUCGACGCGGCAACACCUUCAGGAUCCGGGAAAGAAGUCUUGGAGCUGUCUGGGCCUUCCGAACCGGUUGCGCAUGAGCUUGCAGAGACCUUUGCACCUGUGGCUUAUGAGCUCAUGAAUCACGGCACUGCGGAUGAAAGAUCCACGAUUCAGAAUCACGGCGCGAGGAGUAAAUACACGAUCUUCGUAUCCACCAAUAUGUCAAGCCAAAGCUGGACUAGUAUCGGCACAUCGACUGACAUUCCAUGCGUCGGAACAACCAUCUGCUCUCAGAAGCCAAAGACGGUAAAUUUGGACCGGUCAUUACCUCCAACCCCAAUUUCCGAAAGUCCUCAGAUUCCACGCGUCAUAUCAGACUUUAGUGAGGUUGUAACGACAAGGAAAGGUUCCGAAGCGUUUGUUGAAAGGCCAGCUGCUGGGAAGUCUGUUUGCGGGAUAAUGGGCCGAGUCCCUUCUCAUACUCGUCUUAACGCUUGGCAGCGUGAGCUUGCACAUUCGAGUUACGCGUCGAUGUAUAUGGAAUUUGUCAUCUCGCCGGGCCUGUCGGAAGCUGAGAUCCCUGGUCUCCUCAAAGAUCAGAUGCCUGGUUUCGUUCUCACUCAAGUCGUCAUCAAGUCCCCGGCGCUGGGCCGCGACUACGAGGAGCUUCUACGGCAUGUAACGACAGUCAAAGUCAAAACAAACCCUAAGAAUCCCAAUACCAGUGCUCUUCCUCCUCUUCUGACCCCAGGCAAUGAACGGCCAAUGAUACCUCGUUCAUCUUUUGAGAUCCGCACCUAUGCUAGAUCAAACCUCAGGAGGACCAUGAGAAGACCACAAGCGGCCACGUUCCUCGUUCUGUGCGUUUUUGUGGGCACCACGCUCUACCUCCUAGGCACAUCCAGACCUUCAGCCCCUAUCGACAUUACGCCCCCAGAGCUUACAACAGCUCUGCCCCCUUCGACCGAUGCCUCUCAUCCCAUACGGCAGCUCAUAACAAGGUCUGAGAACGCUUUCAACGAGGUCAUAAACAGGCAAUCGGAUACCCUAGAGAAGGCUGUCGCAGAGUACAGACGGAGAUACCAAAUACCUCCGCCUCCGAACUUCGAUAAGUGGUACGAAUUCGCAAAAGCUAGGAAUGUGGCAUUGAUCGACGAAUAUGACACUAUCUACAACUCUUUACUGCCAUUCUGGGCUCUACAACCAUCCGUCAUUCGGGGAAGGGCACGUGAGGCACUCGGUUUCGACAAUGCGCUGCUGGGUGUAAUCAUACGGGAUGGAAAAGUCGUUAGCGCGGCAGGCGGGUCUGAAUGGCAGCAGAAGUCAACCGUGGGUAUGGUCAAAGACUUCGUCCAAUAUCUGCCUGACAUGGAUCUACCUUUCAACAUCCACGAUGAACCGCGAGUGGUUGUGCCACAUGACGAUUUGAGCAGGCUAGUAACCACGGCAAAAGACGUGGCAAUGCCUGCUGCCUUCCAAAAUAAAAUGCCGAAGAACUCAUGGUCAGCUCGAGCCGCGGAUAUGGAUGAUGGUACAAGGCCAAACGAGGUCAAGUUUACGAGAUUUAAUGUUUUUGCUCAUCAACCCACCUGGACAAAUUCUCGAAUGUCAUGCUCGCCUGAAAGCCCCGCGCGAACCUUGGACGAAAGUAUACAAGACGACAGCAGUGCCUUCGCCUUUUCCCAGCUCGGCUUCAUCUUUAACAAGACCGCAUUCUCUGACAUCUGCUUGUCACCUUCUUUAAAAGAGCGCUACGGUUUCUUCAACCGCCCGAACGCUUUCAACAUCGUCCAUGACCUCUUCCCAGUCUUUUCUCAGAGCAAGAUCAGCAGCUUUCAAGAUAUCCUGUACCCAUCGCCAUGGUACUGGUCCAAUAAAGUAGCCUACGACCAGAGCGACGAUUAUCCCUGGGACAGCAAGAAAGACAAGCUUUACUGGCGUGGCUCUACAACUGGUGGCUUUUCCAGGAACGGGGGUUGGAGACGUCAGCACCGUCAACUAUUCGUCGAAAAGAUCAAUGCCUUAGAUAAUACCAUGGUCCUGGAGAACCAGAGUCCCGAGCCAGGUUCUUUCGUCGAAUGGAAGCUCAAAGAAAGACCUAGAACAGAUUUCAAAGACCUCAUGGAUGUCCACUUCGCCCACGUCGGCCAAUGCGACGCGGGAGAUUGCGAUGCCCAGAAAGAAUUUUUCGAAAUUGCUAAGCCAGAUAAGCAGCACGAUGCCUGGCGGUACAAAUACCUCCUCGAUAUUGAUGGAAAUGCCUUCAGCGGCCGCUUUUACGCCUUUUUGAAGAGUAUGAGUUUAGUAUAUAAGAUGGCGGUGUUUCGAGAGUGGCAUGAAGAGUGGCUAUGGCCUUGGGUCCAUUACAUACCUUUGGGCUUGAAAGGGGAUGAGUAUGUGGAGAGCGUGAGAUAUUUCAACAGUGAGCCGGAUGGGAAGAUACAAGCGCCCAAAUUGGCGAUCCAGGGGAGGGAGUGGGCGGGGAAAGUGCUCAGGAAUGAGGACUUUGAGGUCUGGUUGUUCAGGUUGUUGAUAGAGUAUGGCCGAUUGGUGGAUGAUGACCGGCAGAACAUAGGCUAUGGCAAUGUCUAA